AUUUUGGAAAAAUGGCAAAACCCAGAUUGAUUCAGGUAAGAUUAGGAUCAUCAGCUGCUCAUCCUCAACUGCCAACCAACAGUCAACUACCAAAUCUUGAUCCACUCGUACAUUACUGCUCCCUUUUAAGUGUUUCCAAAACUUCACUCAGCUUCAUUUCUCUUAGUUCACUGUGUGCUUCUCACACCAUUCCCAAUAACUUGCUAGUGUUCUCUUUUCUGGGUCCACUAGCUCUCCUCAGCUUCUAAAAAGUUCUGAGGAUUGAAUCAUGGCUGAGGAGCUGGAUAAACCAUUGCUGGAUCCAGAGAACUUCAAUCGAGAGGGAAUUGAUUUGGAACGCUUGCCACUGGAAGAAGUUUUCAAACAGUUGAAAACUUCGAGGGGAGGACUUUCAACUGAGGAUGCUGAAGUAAGAUUGCAGAUUUUUGGCCCAAACAAACUUGAAGAGAAGCCAGAGAACAAGUUUCUGAAGUUCCUGAGUUUUAUGUGGAAUCCCUUAUCAUGGGUUAUGGAAGCUGCAGCAAUAAUGGCAAUUGUCCUUGCUAAUGGUGGAGGAGAAGGUCCUGACUGGCAGGAUUUUGUGGGGAUCAUUUGCCUACUGUUAAUAAAUUCAACAAUUAGUUUUAUAGAAGAAAAUAAUGCUGGGAAUGCUGCAGCUGCACUUAUGGCUCGCUUGGCUCCCAAAACAAAGGUCCUCAGAGAUGGACAGUGGCAAGAGGAAGAUGCAGCAAUUUUAGUACCAGGAGAUAUAGUUAGCAUUAAGCUUGGAGAUAUCAUCCCUGCAGAUGCUCGACUGCUCGAAGGAGAUCCACUAAAAAUUGAUCAGUCAGCUCUUACUGGAGAAUCUCUCCCUGCCACCAAGAGGACAGGUGAUGAAGUAUUUUCUGGUUCAAUAUGCAAGCAUGGUGAAAUUGAAGCUGUGGUUAUAGCAACUGGAGUUAACACCUUCUUUGGAAAAGCAGCACAUCUGGUUGAUUCCACUGAAGUUGUUGGACAUUUUCAGAAGGUCCUUACCUCCAUUGGGAAUUUUUGUAUUUGCUCUAUAGCUGUGGGAAUGAUUCUUGAAAUCAUUGUCAUGUUCCCAAUUCAGCACCGAUCAUACAGAGAUGGAAUCAACAAUCUCCUUGUUCUCUUGAUUGGAGGAAUACCUAUAGCUAUGCCAACAGUGUUGUCUGUUACGCUUGCAGUUGGUUCUCACCGCCUAUCUCAGCAGGGUGCCAUUACAAAGAGGAUGACUGCAAUUGAAGAAAUGGCAGGAAUGGAUGUUCUCUGCAGUGACAAAACUGGAACUCUCACCUUGAAUCGCCUUACAGUUGAUCGCAACCUUAUCGAGGUUUUUAACAAGGAUAUGGACAGAGAAAUGAUUGUGUUGCUUGCAGCCAGAGCAUCCAGACUGGAGAAUCAGGAUGCUAUUGAUGCAGCUAUAGUUAACAUGCUUGCUGAUCCAAAGGAGGCACGUGCAAACAUCAAAGAAGUGCAUUUUCUGCCCUUCAAUCCGGUGGACAAACGUACUGCAAUUACAUACAUUGACUCUGAUGGUAACUGGUAUCGUGCCAGCAAAGGAGCUCCUGAACAGAUACUAAAUCUGUGCCAAGGGAAGGAUCAGAUUGCUGGAAAAGUCCAUACCAUCAUUGACAAAUUUGCUGAAAGAGGCUUGCGAUCUCUUGGAGUUGCAUUUCAGGAAGUACCUGAGAAGAAUAAGGAUAGUCCUGGAGGUCCUUGGACAUUUUGUGGGUUGUUGGCCUUGUUUGAUCCUCCUAGACAUGACAGUGCUGAGACCAUCCGUAGAGCACUUAACCUUGGAGUUUGUGUUAAGAUGAUUACAGGUGAUCAGCUGGCAAUUGCAAAGGAGACAGGAAGAAGACUUGGAAUGGGAACAAACAUGUACCCCUCUUCAUCACUUCUGGGUAGAGACAAGGAUGAAAAUGAAGCUGUUCCAGUGGAUGAGCUCAUUGAGAAGGCAGAUGGCUUUGCUGGUGUAUUCCCAGAACACAAAUAUGAGAUCGUAAAAAUCCUACAAGAAAAGCAGCAUGUGGUUGGGAUGACUGGAGAUGGAGUAAAUGAUGCUCCUGCCUUAAAGAAAGCAGAUAUUGGUAUAGCAGUGGCAGAUUCUACAGAUGCUGCAAGAAGUGCUGCAGAUUUGGUGUUAACUGAGCCUGGUUUAAGUGUGAUUGUCAGUGCUGUCUUAACUAGCAGAGCUAUAUUCCAGAGAAUGAAGAACUACACGAUAUAUGCCGUCUCCAUUACCAUUCGUAUUGUGCUUGGUUUUGUGCUUCUUGCCUUGAUAUGGGAAUAUGACUUCCCACCUUUUAUGGUUUUGAUCAUAGCAAUACUCAAUGAUGGGACUAUAAUGACUAUUUCCAAGGAUCGGGUUAAGCCAUCUCCAAGGCCAGACAGUUGGAAGCUCCCAGAGAUAUUUGCCACUGGUAUUGUCAUUGGGACAUACCUAGCUUUGGUCACUGUCCUGUUUUAUUGGGUUGUGAUUAGCACUAAUUUCUUUGAGAGGACCUUCCAUGUAAGAUCUCUGUCAAGCAAUACUGAAGAAGUUUCCUCUGCUAUAUAUCUGCAAGUCAGCAUCAUCAGCCAGGCUCUCAUAUUUGUUACACGUAGUCAAAGUUGGUCGUUUAUGGAGAGGCCUGGCGUUCUCUUGAUGUGUGCAUUUGUGGUGGCUCAACUGGUGGCUACCUUGAUUGCUGUAUAUGCACAUAUUAGCUUUGCUUAUAUUAGAGGCAUUGGAUGGGGAUGGGCUGGUGUUAUUUGGUUAUAUAGUUUGAUCUUCUACAUUCCUCUGGAUAUUAUCAAGUUUACCGUUCGUUACGCUUUGAGUGGAGAAGCAUGGAAUCUCUUAUUUGACAGAAAGACAGCUUUUAGUUCAAAGAAAGAUUAUGGAAAGGAAGAUAGAGCAGCCAAGUGGAUAAUGUCGCAGAGGAGUCUACAGGGGUUGAUGGCUGCAGAUCUGGAGUUCAAUGGCUGGCGAUCCUCUUUGAUUUCUGAACAAGCCAAGCGGCGAGCUGAAAUAGCCAGGCUUAGGGAGAUUCAUACGUUGAGAGGACAUAUGGAAUCAGUAGCAAGGCUUAAGAAUCUGGACUCGAAUGUGAUCCAAUCAUCUUAUACAGUUUGAAAACUUGGCAGCAGCUGCUGCUUCCAUGAUCAAUUCCAAGCAUAAUCUGCAAAAAGAAUUGAACUUUGUUAUACAAAAGUCAUUUGGAAUGGCACCAGCGAUUCAUUUAGAACUUCGAUGGAAUUUUUUUGAGUUCCUGAGAGUUUGAAUAGAAAAGAUAAUUGAUGUUGAACUUUUUAAAUUCUUAUUGUUGUGGCAAGGAUUUCAUGUAAUGAUUUGUUAGAUUAAAAAAAAAAUACUUC
Molecule: messenger RNA, 3363 nt
Organism: Manihot esculenta (cassava)
Lineage: Eukaryota; Viridiplantae; Streptophyta; Magnoliopsida; Malpighiales; Euphorbiaceae
Product: ATPase 10, plasma membrane-type
Exons: 22
Coding region: 269-3121 (950 amino acids)
Biological process (GO): regulation of intracellular pH; proton export across plasma membrane
Cellular component (GO): plasma membrane
Molecular function (GO): ATP hydrolysis activity; P-type proton-exporting transporter activity; ATP binding
Source: RefSeq, a predicted model, not a curated record